AUGUUUUCCAUGAUCCCUGAGAAGUUUUGGCCCGCGUUACAUUGGAAGUUAGAAAAUGAGAUGUUCGAUGCCGGAGGUUACUUCACAAUGUGCUAUUGCGAGGAAGAAAUGGAAGAAAGCAGUGGUGUCAGAACCCCCGAAGGUGAUGCCAGAGUCAUCGAACCCGAUACUGAAGCUUCUGAGUUCCUCCGCCUGAAGCAUGGUCUCAUAGAUUGGAAGGUAUUAGUUAACAGAGAAGACGGAGUCGACCCGGAAGAUCCAAACUGGUAA
Soboliphyme baturini is the source of this 270-nucleotide messenger RNA. The record is from the annotation of a GenBank genome assembly. Lineage: Eukaryota; Metazoa; Nematoda; Enoplea; Dioctophymatida; Soboliphymatidae.